This is a messenger RNA of Vanessa tameamea, 3550 nucleotides long. Its product is annotated as carboxypeptidase E-like. The transcript is spliced from 8 exons. Gene Ontology annotation, biological process: peptide metabolic process; protein processing. Lineage: Eukaryota; Metazoa; Arthropoda; Insecta; Lepidoptera; Nymphalidae. Bases 151 to 1590 code for a protein of 479 amino acids. Gene Ontology annotation, molecular function: zinc ion binding; metallocarboxypeptidase activity. The record is from RefSeq and is a predicted model, not a curated record.
AAACGAUCGAUAAUUCGAUACCGCUUCAGAAGACGGGGCGUGCGGGACGUGUGUUAACAAGUUGUUCUUAUUUGUUAUUUGAAUACUUGCGUUGCGUUCAGAAUGUUGUAAUUUAAAAUUUAUUCCUGUAUAAGUAAUAAUAUUUCUCUUAUGAUGGCUGUUUUUAAAUCACUUUGUUUUGUUCUCUUCGUUACUGCAUCUGCUGAAUUUGUUUGGAAGCAUCAUAAUAACGAAGAGUUAUCUUUAAUUUUGGACGAAGUUCAUGAAAAGUGCCCUAAUAUUACGAGGGUAUACACCUUAACGGAGCCAUCAGUGAGGAAUGUGCCUCUAUAUGUAAUAGAAUUCGCCGAUAGUCCUGGAUUCCAUCAACCUUAUAAACCCGAAGUAAAAUAUGUAGGAAACAUACACGGCAAUGAAGUGCUUGGCCGAGAAUUAUUAUUGGGUCUUGCUAAUUACCUUUGUGAUCAGUAUAAUAAACGAGACCGUCAUAUUAGAACCCUAAUUCAUAACACGCGCAUACAUUUACUACCUUCUAUGAAUCCUGAUGGCUGGCAGUUGUCCACAGACACAGGAGGUCAAGAUUAUCUCAUCGGGCGAAAUAACAAUCACUCAGUCGAUUUAAAUAGAAACUUUCCAGAUCUUGAUGCAAUUACAUUUGAAUUUGAGCGCCAGGGUAUAAGUCACAAUAACCACUUACUGAAAGAUUUAACUCGUCUUGCUGCUCCGUUGGAACCAGAAACAAGAUCAGUAAUGCGAUGGAUCAUGUCCGUGCCAUUUGUGUUGAGUGCAGCAAUGCAUGGUGGGGAUUUGGUGGCUAAUUAUCCUUAUGACGAGAGUAGGAGUGGUGCUCCUGUAUCUGAAUACUCAGCGAGUCCUGAUGACGAUACCUUUAGGGAGCUGGCGAUGACGUAUGCGGACGCGCACGCCGACAUGUCGUCGCGCAGCCGCCCGGGCUGCCACGCCGGGCCCGACGACGCCGGCGCGUACAACUUCGGCAAGCAGGGCGGCGUCACCAACGGAGCCGCCUGGUACAGCCUCAAAGGAGGAAUGCAAGAUUUCAAUUACUUGGCGACUAAUGCGUUUGAAAUAACCCUCGAGCUCGGUUGUCAGAAGUACACUCCCGAGAAGGAAUUGGAGAAGGAAUGGAUUCGCAAUAAGGAUGCGUUGCUCGCUUUCAUAUGGAAGGCUCACUCCGGUGUGAAGGGCAUUGUGAGCGAUGACUCCGGUUUCAUACAGAACGCUGUUAUAUCCGUCGUCAACAUCACUGGACCCGUCCCUCGACCCAUUCGACACGAUAUUACCACUGGCGCGUACGGAGACUACUACCGGCUCCUGACUCCCGGACAUUACGAAGUUACUGCAAAUCACCCCGGCUACUUUCCAGUUUCCCGCAUCGUCACUGUUCCGAAACAUCAGACAUCCGCCAGAGUCGUCAACUUCAGACUUGAGCCCACGACGAGCUGGUUCGACGACUACAGCUCGUUCGGCCUGUACCCGCACGGGCUGCGCGACGGACAGCCGCGCAUCUACAAGCGAGACCUCUACCGACAGCUCACCGACGCACUGCUCGACCACCGGGACUCCCACUAGGACGCCACCCUCAGCUCCCACAGGGCCGGAUUUAGGGGAGGGCAUUGGGGCAGCUGCCCCGCCCUCCACAGAAGAGGAGCCCUCGCAAUAGAGAUUCAUAUAAUUCCGACGAGUUAACAAUUUUAAUAUAAUAUAUGUUUAGAUAUCUAGAUAUAGUCAAAUUAUAAUAAUAUUUUGUUAAAUAAUAAAAUUAGGGACCUCCACUCUUCUGUUGCUCCAGGGCUUGAGACUAUAAGGUCCUUUGUGGUCUCAGGGCCUCAAGACUUGGUCCUGUCCGUGCACACGACCAACCUGCCGACAGGAAUAUCAUCCUCCAAACAAAAACUAAAAUUGCACUAUAAUCGCUAUUUUAUUCCGAGUAUAUUUACAUUGCAUUGUUUUUAUUUUUACAGGAUAUAGUUGUCGAUAUCGUUACUUCAUUGAAAUUGCUUUUAAUUUUCAUUGUAUAAGCCAUACAUAAUAUUACAUCACCUAUUCUGGCUUUCUAAAAUAUAUUUUAACUACCACAACAGAAUUUUAUUCAUAAUUACGAUGUUUCUGUACUAUUUAAGAAAGUGUUAUAUUUGACUUAAAUUCAUAAACAAUGAUUUUUUAGAAACCUCAUAUCCCAAUCUAGGGUUUGUCUAGCCUAGGUUAGUUGCCUACACUGCCUAAUGGAUAACCCGGUAUUGUCUGUAUAUUUAGAUAACAUGGCGUAAUUGUGCGGUUUUAGUUAUACAAAAGUCGUCGUGUGCACGAAGCUAUUAUUCGAAAUGAAUAAUAAACUACGACGUAUUAAGAUAGAUCUGUAUUUAGUAUGACUUUUAAGGUAAAUAACAAUAUAAAUGCAGUUACCAUAAACAUUAAUCAUAGAGUUAAUUUUCUAUUUAUAGUUCUUGUAUCAGGGAAUUACUUUAAAAAACUUUUCAAUUCCAUUAAAACCAUCAAUUUUCAGUCAAAAUAUCAAGUUUAAUAAGGUAAGUUAUAUUGUUAUCAAGCAAUUAUUAAAUUAAAUUAUUUUAUGACAAAUUUGUGAAUAAACGGUUUUAAAGAGAGCAUUCCAAGACGCGGUGUAAAUGAUUUGACCUACGAUUAUUGCAAUGGAACGAUUUUAUCAAUAAAAUGUAAAGAUUUCAAAUUUAAAAUUCGUGUAAAGUAGUUUUUGAUGUUAUUGUAUAAUUUUACACCGCAUAUGAAAUUAUUUUUAAAACUUAUCCUAUUUACAAAUGUAAAAUAAUAAUAUUUGUAACUAUAUUCAAAGGUUGGAUUAAAAUAAACAAAUCUUACCUAUAAAAAAAUCUAAGUGUUUUGCUAAUAGCUAUGCUUUGUUAUGCACAACAAACAGUUCUUGGUAAAUAUGUCUUUCUUUAUAAUAAAAUACUAUUCCAUUUGACUACUUAUCGUUCUGAUAAUAAUUUUGUUAUAAUACCAUAGAUAAUUUUAAAUCUCGACCAGUGAUGGCAAUUCUACGUCAAACUGUUUAUUUAUUUUGGCUCCCGCCAUUGGAAUCAGCUAUAAAUUCAAAAUUUAUUUUAAAAAUCGAUUCUUAUUAUAGUUGUUUAUAUUUAUUGAUACAGAUGAAGAAAGUUUAAUCAUAAUUUAUUUUUGACAUAGACUAAGUCUGCUCAAAGAGUCAGAUGAACUAUGUUUUCUAUGUAUAUAUAAUUUUUAAACUGAUAGUUACCAAUGUUUAAUUUUAUUUGUUAAAUAAUGUUAUGCAGUAGUAAAAAUGUAUCAGGUAUAAUGUAUGAUUUAAAUUAAUAUAAAUGAAAAAAUAAACUUAACUACCCUCUCAAAAAGUUACCUUACCUACAUGUUUUGUAAUCACUGAGUUCAUAUCUUAUAAAGAAAACUGACUAAACAUUUUGUUACUAAUAUAAUCCCUUCAAUUUGUGUAAAAUAAUAGUAUAUGUGAUUUUGAUUGUCUUUUUAAUAAUAAUGUAGUGUAAAACACUUAUUAAAUAAAUAUUUAUGCAAUGAA